CCCCUAGAGGCUCAAACACACCACCAAAGAUUUGAGUACGCAGUACGUUUCCCAACAAACCCUGCAGACGGAGUUUAAACAAUUCAAUGUCGUUGUGGCAAAUUAAGCGUGUCUUAGUAUUUGGGACAUUGGCAAGCUGUGGACUCGUUCUUGUGAUUGGAUUAUAUUUAUUCACAAUGUCUGCCCCGACAGAGGACUGGCAGACAGCCACAUCUAUUUAUGACUUCUCUGCCAAGGAUAUUGAUGGCAACGAGGUGUCCCUGGAGAAAUACAGGGGAGAUGUUGUCAUCAUCGUCAACGUUGCCUCUAAAUGAGGGAAAACCCCGGUAAACUAUUCUCAGUUUGCGGAGAUGCACGCGAAGUACGCUGAGAAAGGUUUACGCAUCCUGGCCUUCCCUUCCAACCAGUUCGGGAGUCAGGAACCUGGCACUGAAGCUCAGAUCAAGGACUUUGCUAAGUCAUACAAUGCUGAGUUCCCAAUGUUCAGUAAGAUUGACGUGAACGGGGAUAACGCCCACCCCCUGUGGAAGUGGCUGAAGGAGCAGCCCAACGGGAAAGGCUUCCUGGGAAAUGGCAUCAAGUGGAAUUUCACAAAGUUCCUGAUCAACAGAGAGGGACAGGUUAUGAAGAGAUAUGGACCAAUGGAUGAUCCCAGUGUGGUGGAGAAGGAUCUUCCUAAGUACCUGUAAUUCUUCCAUGACUGACGGACUAAUGCACUGAUACUCCAUCGCCACCCCCCUGCCCCCCCGGUCAGCCAAUGGGUGUGAGUGGGUCCAUUCCCCAGACCAGUGACGGUCUGUCCACAAACCCGCCUGACGGACAGGACAGACCUGAUGAAAAUGGCGUGCAACCCCCUGGGAGGACCCCCUAUACCCAGCCAGUACACCGGAGAGGAACCCUGACCUCUACAACUGUUCCCUUUGAAUACUUAAAACGGAAUGUGCAUAAUUACAAAUAUGAUCUUAGUGUCAUAUUCUAUAAUAAACUAAACUACUUUGUGUUAA
This is a messenger RNA of Oncorhynchus mykiss (rainbow trout), 1004 nucleotides long. The record is from RefSeq and is a predicted model, not a curated record. Lineage: Eukaryota; Metazoa; Chordata; Actinopteri; Salmoniformes; Salmonidae.